Molecule: messenger RNA, 2924 nt
Organism: Epinephelus moara (kelp grouper)
Lineage: Eukaryota; Metazoa; Chordata; Actinopteri; Perciformes; Serranidae
Gene: naxd
Product: NAD(P)HX dehydratase
Exons: 11
Coding region: 618-2528 (636 amino acids)
Biological process (GO): metabolite repair
Molecular function (GO): ATP-dependent NAD(P)H-hydrate dehydratase activity
Source: RefSeq, a predicted model, not a curated record
ACGGUGACAUGUUGUUUCACUGCAGCGCACUGUUAGCUUUACUGUUAGCUUAGCUACAUGCUGUUAAACAUGACCGGAGUUCACAGGUGAAGACAUAUAAGACAUGAAUGGGUUAAAAGCGGUUGGGAUCGGGCUCUCUAGGACCCCGCAGACACCUAGCAUGGGCGGAGGAGCAGGCGGAGAAAGGUGAAGUUACCCUCAGACUACUGAUCAGAGGUCAGUUUUGAAAUCCCACCGAUGAAGGUGAAGGUUGUGCAAAGGGCUCGGGACACCGAUCCCCGGUCAGUUCACAUCCAAAGUACAAAGCUACGCAUUUUGCGAACGACGUAAAAGGAUAAACACAGACGGCUAGAUUUGAGCUAGCAUACAAAGAGUUGAUCCGUACAAGAUACUGUGAUGUUCCCAAGUUGAAAACUACCACCAUCGUCCUCACAAGUCCGUCGAAGCGACCUCAAUGGCCGGUUGUUGUUGUUGUUGUUUGGGAUAGGCGGCUUUGAUGCGGCUCGGAGCAAAGAUCCAGACCCAGACGUCCAUCAUAAUCCGCAGUGUCAACAUCUCCAUUCAACUCCGCGCGGAGCAGGUGACUCUGUAAAGCGAGCCCUGGUUUUGGAUCCGCGAUGCAAGCGAACACAACGCGGGGCUUCUUGUGGUCGGAUGUGGAGACGAGGACGUUGUUGAACAUCUGGGGGGAGCAGGACAUCCAGGCGGCGCUGGAUGGAAACUUCCGAAACAGCUUCGUGUACCGCGACGUUUCCCGGAGGCUGGGGGCGAUGGGGUUUGAGAGGACGCCGGAGCAAUGCAGGGUGCGCAUCAAGAGCCUCAAGAGACAGUACUUGUUAGCCAAGGAGGGCAAUCUGCGCAACAACGGGCAGUAUCACAAGAUCUGUAAGUUUUAUGACACCAUGGAGAGGAUUUUAAGCAACCGGCCCGCUCUUGACCCUCAGGAGUUCAUAGAGGGCGGGGCGGGAGGAGAGGAGGCCGGGGAUGGCCUGGAGGAGGAUGGAGAGGAUGCUCAGGAUGCUUACUCCGAGAGCACAGGGGAGUGUCCUUACCCUGCAGAGACUGAAGUCAAGUUGGAAUACCCAACUGUACCCAUCCCUAUACCAGUUAAAGUGACAGUGGGCAACAACAGCACUCCAGUAAGACCGCACAACAGCAGCCAGCCGGCCAGUAAUCUCUCAGCCAGGGCACCCAAACGUGCGAGGAAGCGGCGUGCAAACUUCCCCAUGGAGAAACUAAUGGAGCAGUUCCUGGAGCAGAGCGCCCAGGCUGAGGACAACUUCUACCGUAUGGAGGAGCAGCGGCUGCAGGCAGAGGACCACCGCAGGGAAGCCGAGCACGCCAGGGAGCUGCACAUGCUUCAGAUGCUCGGUCAGAUGUUCUCCAGCAUCUCCUCCACGGCCAGACCCGGCUCUGCGGCCAGUCCCUCCAAAACAGCUCCUCCUGCCCGCGCUCCUGCGUUCUCCAGUGCCUCCCUGUCGUGUACACGAGGCCAGGCCGGUCACCUGAGACGCCCUUCACCCCAGACAGACUGUUGCACCCAGCAAAGUCAGCUGUUGAACCCAGAUCCCCAGGCUUUAGUGUUUGACCGCUACUACAGUUUGGGGUCGACAUCACACAGAGGUAUGGACGAUGACAUCCUCUCACUGGUGAAGAGCAUAGUCCCUCCACUGACAUCCAAAAAGCACAAGGGACAAGAUGGACGUAUUGGGAUCAUUGGAGGAUGCCAAGACUACACUGGAGCUCCAUACUUUGCUGCCAUCUCAGCACUGAAAGUGGGAGCCGACCUGUCUCAUGUGUUCUGCACCAAAGAUGCUGCAACUGUAAUCAAAUCAUACAGCCCUGAGCUCAUAGUUCAUCCUGUUCUGGACAGUCCUAAUGCAGUGGAAGAGAUAGAAAAAUGGCUCCCAAGACUUCACGGCCUUGUGGUGGGACCAGGUCUAGGGAGAGAAGAAGCGUUACUGAGAACAGCAAAGGAGGUGAUAGAGAAGUCUAAAGCACGAGAUAUCCCUAUAGUCAUUGAUGCAGACGGAUUAUGGCUAGUUACACAGCAACCAUCUGUUAUUCAAGGGUACCAGAAGGGCAUCCUCACACCUAACAUCAUGGAGUUCACUCGGCUGUACGAGGCUCUGCACCAUGAGCCCAUGGACAGCAGUGAUCAUCAACGCAGCGUCAUGCAGCUCAGCGUAGCCAUGGGCAACCUCACUAUGGUGCUUAAAGGAGAGCAUGAUCUCAUCACAGAUGGCAGUAAGGUGGUCUCAUGCAGUGUCGAGGGCAGUGGGAGAAGAUGUGGUGGACAGGGGGAUCUUCUGUCGGGAUCUAUGGGAGUUUUAGCACAUUGGGCACAUGCUGCCUCUGCAGCAGGAACAGUCAGAAGUGUAAAUCCAUCAGUGGUUGCAGCAUUCGGGGCCUGUUCUCUCACAAGACAGUGCAACAGUCAAGCAUUCCAGCGGCACGGCAGGUCCACCACCACAUCAGACAUGAUCCAGGAGAUUGGCUCGGCCUUCAAAAAGCUAUUUGAAAGCUAAAAACACUGCCAACAGAAAUCAAAAUUGUUGUUUUAAAUCUAUACAUAAAUACUCGAUUUUGCAUUCUUAAAAGCUGCAAGUAUAGCCCGUGGGUGGGCUGGUGGAAAAAUGUUGUCAUCAAGUUGACUUUGGAUCGAGAUUAGAGCGGUGUGGACUUUCCUUGCAAGCACGGCCCCUAAAAAUCUGGUGCAAAAAAAUACACUGACCUGUUUGUGUAUUGAAUAAACACUAAGAAUACCUACAGUCUUCCAUCUCAUGUGUAUUAUGAUGAGUGCAUUCAACAUGCUGAGGUGGCUAAAUUUUUCACAGCCCACCAAAGAGACUGAGAUGAUGACAUAAAUGGGGCCACAGGAAACCAGAAAUCUGUUUGGAUUUUGAAAUAAAUAAUAAAUAAGG